Molecule: messenger RNA, 2979 nt
Organism: Lycium barbarum (goji berry)
Lineage: Eukaryota; Viridiplantae; Streptophyta; Magnoliopsida; Solanales; Solanaceae
Product: E3 ubiquitin-protein ligase WAV3-like
Exons: 2
Coding region: 550-2619 (689 amino acids)
Source: RefSeq, a predicted model, not a curated record
UAAAAGCCAAUACGUUGACUUGCCUAUACCCAUAUUCAAGCAAACCUCCAUUUGCCGGUUACCACAUUAUCCCACUCUAUAAACAAUUUUAAAGCUUGGUCCCCAUCCUUCCCUAUUUUUUAAGAUAAGAUAUUCCCACCUCGAAAAAAGCCUCUGCAAUCCAAUAAAAGAGACUCACUGGGAUUUUGAGUUUCACAUUAAAGUAUUUUUGGUAGCAUUUGCAGUGAUCUUUUUGUGUAUACUGAUUGAUACAAAGAGAGAGAAAAGGAAAGAGAAAGCAACAUUGCAGAAAGAGCAAAAAGGAAGAAGAAGAAGAAGAAAGGAUUUAUAUUCAAAGAAAGGGAGAGGAAACAUAAGUUUGUUUGUUUUUGUCUUCUUCUUUAUCUUAAUUCUCCUUUACUACUACUAUGUCUUUUCCUCUGUUUGGUUUGUUAAUACCAAAUCCCAUUUCAUAAAACCAAACCCAACCCUCUUUUUUCUCCAUUACCAUCAUCAUCACAGCAACCAAAAAACAAAAAACAGAAAAAGAAAAGAAUCAGAGCACUUACAAUGGUUUUGGGAUGGCGAAGAGCUUUUUGUACAUCAAUCCCAAGAGAUCAAGAAAAGCAAGACAACACGAACACAAACCCAAGCACUCCAAGUCCAAAGCUCAGUUCCAAAUUUGGGUUUUUCUCUAACCCUUCAACCCCACGUUUACAGUCACCACCGGUUUCCAGUUCAUUACUCCGUUGCCGGACCACCGCUGCUCCGCCGUCCACCGCCACUGUUACGGCGGCGUCAGCUCCAGGAAGUCCAAAGCUUCAAUGCAAAAUUACCAAAAAUAGCCCUCGGUUUUUUAACCGCUCUACACCUUCUUCCCCACGUUCCCCUUCCACUUUUUCGCUUAUCAAAUCCAGCUUUCGCUUUCCUAAGCAGACAAAGUGCGGCGUAUGUUUACAAACGGUGAGAACUGGGCAAGGCACUGCUAUUUUCACAGCUGAAUGCUCUCAUAGUUUUCACUUCCCAUGUAUCGCAGCUCUGUUAAGGAAACAAACUGCUCUUGUAUGUCCUGUUUGCAACUCUGAAUGGAAGGAGCUGCCUCUAUUGUCGAUACACGAUAAUACUCAAAAGCCACUAAAAGUUGAAGAGAAAACCAUUAGAGAAGUAUCUAUAUCUCCAUCACCCAAAGCAAAAAGAGAUAUUAAAUUUACAAACGAAAGGCCUAUUUUGAAGGUGUACAAUGAUGACGAGCCACUCAUGUCACCUACUUCUGGUGCUCGGUUCAAUCCGAUACCUGAAUCCGAUGAGUACGAUGAAGAUAAUGUGGUUGAAGAAUUUCAAGGUUUUUUCGUUGAUGCAAAGGUUAAGGGUAGUUCGGCAAAUUUAACCAACUUCGAGGCGAGGUUAUUGCCUGAAGCUGCAGUUGUAUCAGUUGGCCGGAGUUACGAAACAUAUGUGAUAAUAUUGAAACUUAAAGCUCCACCAGCGUUAACAACAACAGCACGAAGAGCACCUAUUGAUCUUGUUAUGGUUCUUGAUGUUAGCGGAAAAAUGAAACCUCAAAAUAUCCAAAUGAUGAAACGUGCAAUGAGGUUAUUAACAUCAUCACUAUCCUCAUCCGAUCGGCUUUCCAUUGUUGCCUUCUCCACAACAUCCAAACGGCUUUUACCGUUACGGAGAAUGACAAGUAACGGAAAGCGAUCAGCACGUCGCAUUGUGGAUGCUAUUGUGCCUCUAGAUGGAACAGGGACAAGUGCAAGCGACGCCCUUAAAAAGGCUGCGAAGGUUCUAGAAGAUCGCAGAGAGCGUAACCCCGUUGCUACUAUCAUGCUCUUAUCAGACACUCCAAAUGAACGCUCCACCACCACCAUCUCUACCUAUCCGGUGCAUUCAAUUGGAGUAAACCAAUCGAAUGACGAAGUUUUCACAAAAUUCAUAAACGUCGUCGUUCGAGAUGUUCGAGUUCAGCUAGGGUUCGUGUCCGGUUCAGCACCGGCUGAAGUAGCAGCGGUUUAUUCAUACACGAACCGGCCAUCAGCUCUCGGUUCCGGUUCAGUUCGGCUCGGUGAUUUCUAUGCAGAGGAAGAAAGGGAAUUGUUGGUGGAACUAAAAGUUCCCACGUCAGCAAUUGGGACCCACCACGUUUUGUCCGUUCAAUGUUCUUACAAAGACCCAUCAACUCAAGAGCUCAUCCAUUGCAAAGAACAAGCUCUAUUGGUCCCCCGUCCACAUGCCGUUAGAUCAUCAACACCUAAUAUCCAACGGCUUAGAGAUCUCUUUAUUUCGACUCGAGCCGUGGCUGAGUCUCGGCGCAUGAUUGAGCGAAACGACUUAACCGGGGCCCACCACAUGUUGUCCUCGGCUCGAGCUUUGUUGGUUCAGUCGAAUUCUAGCUCGGCUGGUGAAUUCCUUCAUGGCUUGGAAACCGAGCUGUCCGAGCUGCAUCACAAAAGGCAAACUCAAUCUCAGCAGCCGCAUCGGCGUAGAAUAAACGUACAACAAAGAGAGGACGAUAAAGCCGAGCCGCUUACACCUACAUCAGCUUGGAGAGCCGCUGAAAGGCUAGCUAAAGUGGCUAUCAUGAGAAAAUCGUUGAAUAGAGUCAGUGAUUUACACGGCUUCGAAGAUGCAAGAUUUUAGUUUAGGUUUUCCUUUUUUUUUUCUUUUUUUUUUUGGUAAAUCCUUUUUUUGUUAUUAUAGAAAUAGGUUAAAAUAUAGGGGCCUAUCUAUCCAUUAUGAAGAAAAAAAUAAAAGUAAAAAAACGACAAAGGGUACCCGACGGCUCGGCGCUUUCUGCAGAGGAAAACAACAGAUAGUGAAAGGGGCAAAGUGGGUACCCCACAUUUGGGUGAUUGAUUAAGGCAGUGGGGUUUAGAGAGCUAUGUUGUGCUUUUGUCUUUUAUUUCUCCCAACUUUUUUAUAAUCCUUUCUUUUAACUUCUUCUUAUGUAGAGAGUUUAAUGAUGUUUAAAUGGAGAUGAACAGAAUAAUCUUUCUUCAA